Budorcas taxicolor (takin) is the source of this 1542-nucleotide messenger RNA. RefSeq names its product serpin family A member 11 (gene SERPINA11). The transcript is spliced from 6 exons. Bases 10 to 1542 code for a protein of 510 amino acids. Gene Ontology annotation, biological process: negative regulation of endopeptidase activity. Gene Ontology annotation, molecular function: serine-type endopeptidase inhibitor activity. NCBI's taxonomy places the organism in Eukaryota, Metazoa, Chordata, Mammalia, Artiodactyla, Bovidae. The record is from RefSeq and is a predicted model, not a curated record.
CUAAUUCUCAUGCUCCCAGACGCAGGACACUUUGACAAUGCUCUUAAAAAGUUGACUGCUAAGCGAGCUAAACUUCAGAAAACCAGUAACUUCAGACUGGUGCACUUAACUUUGCCCAAGAUCAAGAUCACCUUCAAGAUAAACUUUAAGCAUCUGCUUCCCAAAAUUAACUUAAAGCAUCUGCUUCCCAAGAUUGACCCCAAACAUACGCUGACUACCAGAGCAAGUUCACAGGACGUCACAUUGAAGGCUCCCCUGCCUAAUUUGGAGAGGAUGGGGCCAGCAUGGCUGUGGCUGCUGGGAGCUGGGAUUCUGGCCUCUGUCCACUGUCAGCCCUUUCCUGCCCGUGGAGAUAAGAGCCUGAGGGUGCCUGAAGCUCCCCAUGGUCAGCUCUCAGAGUCCUUCCCCGCCUACCAGAAAAUUACACCCACCCUUAUCAGCUUUGCUUUGCGUCUGUACAAGCAGCUGGCAGCAGAAACCCCAGGAAACAUCUUCUUCUCCCCAGUGAGCCUCUCCAGUACCCUGGCCCUGCUCUCUUUGGGGGCACAAGCUGAUACCCGGACUCAGAUCCUGGAGGGCCUCGGCUUCAACCUCACUGAGACCCCAGAAGCCGACAUCCACCGGGGCUUCCAGAGCCUAAUCCACACCCUUGACCUACCCAGCCCCAAACUGGAACUGAAACUAGGCAACUCUCUGUUCCUGGACAUGCAGCUGAAGCCUCAGCAGCACAUUUUGGACAACAUCAGGGAGCUGUAUGGAGUUUUUGCCUUUUCUGCCAACUUCACAAACUCUGAUGCAACUAGGAAGCAGAUUAAUGGCUACGUGAGCAGGCAAACAUACGGGCAGGUCGUGGACUGCCUGGAGGAGUUCACCCAAGACACUCUCAUGGUUCUCUUGAAUUAUAUGUUCUUUAAAGCCAAGUGGAAGCAUCCUUUCAAUCGUUACCAGACCCAGAAGCAAGAGAGCUUCUUUGUGGAUGGGAGGACCUCUCUCCGCAUCCCCAUGAUGCACCAGAAGGAAAUGCAUAGGUUCCUCUAUGACCAGGAGGUGGCCUGCACUGUCCUGCAGCUGGAAUACAGCGGAAAUGCCCAGGCCCUGCUGAUCCUCCCUGACCCAGGAAAGAUGGCGCAGGUGGAGGCUGCUCUGCAGCCAGAGACCCUGAAGAAAUGGGAUAAAUUGCUCCUCCCCAGCCUGCUGGAUUUGCACCUGCCAAAGUUUUCCAUUUCUGGAACAUAUAACCUGGAGGAGAUACUUCCCCAUAUUGGUCUCACUGGCUUAUUCAACUCAGAAGCUGACUACUCAGGAAUCACUGGGCAGCUCAACAGAACCAUCUCCAGGGUGUCACACAAGGCGACAGUGGAUGUGAAUGAGCGGGGAACCGAGGCAGCUGUGGCCUCCGGCCUCCUCUCCCAGCCUCGGUCUCUGAACGUGACGUCAGCCCCACACGCCCGUUUCAACCGGCCUUUCCUCCUGCUCCUUUGGGAGGUGACCACUGAGAGCCCACUCUUCCUGGGAAAAGUUGUCAACCCAGCUGCUGGGUGA